CGUCCCACCGGAAGUCUCUCUCUAACAGACAUGGCGUGUAUGCUAGCCGUUAGCAGCAUGAGCUCCACAAUGUUGUCUUUUAUAAAACGUCGCUCCUCGUGGAUACUCUGUGUGUUCCUGGUGAUUCAGGUAACGUCAGGCUCUGCAAAGCCGGACAGCCUGAGAGAAGUGACCGACAGCAGCUGGGAGGAAAUCCUGUCGGGAGAAUGGAUGAUAGAAUUUUAUGCUCCCUGGUGCCCGGCCUGUCAGCAGCUCCAGUCGGUGUGGAAGGAGUUUGCAGACUGGGGGGAGGACAUGGGGGUAAACAUCGCCAAGGUGGACGUGACGGAGCAGCCGGGUCUGAGCGGACGCUUCAUCAUCACUUCCCUUCCGACCAUCUACCACUGUAAAGACGGCGUGUUCAGGAAGUAUCAGGGCGCUCGCACCAAAGAGGACUUCUUGAGCUUCGUGGACGAGCAGAAAUGGAAAUCCAUCGAGCCGAUCUCCUCCUGGUUCGGCCCGUCCUCCUUCCUGAUGAAUUCCAUGUCAGCUUUGUUCAAGCUCUCCAUGUUUAUCCGGCGCUGUCACAACUACAUGACGGAUCAGCUGGGGAUCCCGGUGUGGGGGUCGUACGUGAUCUUCGGCCUGGCCACGCUCUUCUCUGGACUCGCUCUGGGACUGCUCCUGGUGUUCAUCGCAGACUUUGCCUUCCCAUCGAGACGCUUCUCCUCCUCGGAUUAUUACCAGAAGAAGCAGACCCUGGAGCAGGCUCGUCUGAUUCAGCGUCAGGAGGAUGAGCACGAGGCGGACGGAGAGGAGGAUGAUGACGAAGACGAGGAGGACGAGGAGCAGGACGAGGUGUGGAGGAGGAGAAGGAGAGGUUCCCCCGAAGGCCUCCCCGACGAGGCCCUGAGGAAGAGGGUUGUGGGGACCAGGGAGCAGCGGGACGAUGAAGAGGACGACGACUCCUAAAGUGUAAAGGAGACCGGUAAUCAGUGUUUACAGCAGGAAGUAAAAUCCUCCUCCUCCUCCUCUUCCUCCCUGGUUUCUCAGAGCCUCAGACUCCUCCUGAAACAGAAACACUCCCCAGCAGGAGGAGGAGGAGGAGCGCUGAGGAGAGCCGGUAUGAAGCUGGAUCUUUGCAAUGUUGUUUAUGCUAUGCAUCGUUUUUUAAAAUGUGUGUUUAUUAUGUGUUUGUCUCCGAAAUAUUAUUAUUAUUAUUUUAUCCCAGGCGUGUUGCUCCUCCUCCUCCUCCUCCUCCUCCUCCUCCUCCUCCUCCUCCUCUCAUGUAUUCAGACAGUUCUUUUAUGUGUCUUAUUUGCUUUCUUAACCCAAACGUAACAUAUUUACCCAAAUAAUCUCUGUGUUUGACGGAGGAAAGUGUGAACGACCUGACGUGUUAUAGUCCUAAAGAUUUAGCUAAGAUAAAAUAGAAAGGCUUCUUAUUUUGUAGAAAACUUCAAUGCAUUUCCUUUCAAUCCUUCACAAUAAAGCUGCAGUUUGAUGCUUUUAUUGUGAAGUAGCAGCAACAGGAAGUGUUGGUUUAAGGGAAACAAACAGGGGGAAGUGAGGCUGAUAUCAGUCAUGUUUCAUGCCAAAAAUAUAAAACAAUUGCAGAAUAAAAAAAGGAAGUUGUCUUAUUUAGUAGUUUCAUAUCCUGACACUCCUUCACAAUAAAAGCCCCACUGUUUCUCCAGUUAAAUGCUUUUAUUGUGAAGUAGCAACAGCAGGUCAUGUGAUGGUGUUAGCAGUGAGGCUGAUACUUGUAAAUAUUAUUUAUUUCCUGCCAGAAAAGGCAAUUUAAAUCCAGCAAACCCCAAAAUAAAUGAUCAAAACUACUUUAACUAGUUAAUAUAAUUACCUGAAAUGAAUUUUGCACCGAAAAAGGACCCAUAAAUGUGUCUUUUGUUCCUGAAAAUCUUAAGGAUUAUGCCUUUAAAUCAGACAGAACUUUAAUUCGAUGUGAGCUGCACUUUAGUUUGCAGAAAUGCAGUGAUUUAGAAGCAGAUUUUAUUGUGAAAGGAUCUAUAUCCCCCUCCAAAAUAAAAGCCCUGGUGUGUGUUUGUCCCCAUCUCAACAAUCAACCAACGGGAUGUUUAAUUUACUUUGUGUUAUUAUAUUAUUCUGAUUCUCUAAUUAUUAAAGGACGUUUAAUUAAAGAGCCGGAUGUAUCUGCAUGCCGUAAAAAAAAGGAAGAGGAAAUAUUUAGGGACGCCUUUUUAUAUGAAUUAACGGCGGAGAGAAUAAUGCUGUUAUCUUAUUUUAACCACUUUAACGUCAACUUUUUUACGCUGAAAAAUGUCAAAUUUAACCUGAAUUUCUGAGGUGAGUUUAUCUAAACGAGUGCUUCUGGUUUCUUUUGGAAAUCUUGAACAAAUUUGCACUUUUUCUGCUAAUUUCUCAGAUAUUAACGACGCUCUGCUCAGCCUGUAUUCAUUUCAGCGUGUGUGUCUAUCUGUGUGUAUGUGUGUGCGUAUGUGUGUGUGAGAUAUUUUAGAUACACAUUUCAGUUCAGAUUAGGCGUUUAAGGACCGGUUUAGAUUCAUUUGACCCGAUGACAAUUUGGUGAUUUUUUUUACCCGCCUCGUAGCAUUCACACUUUACUCUGAGCUCCUUUUAUUGUUUCAACAUUUCUUUAAAUAAAGAUUAACUCUGAAA
Molecule: messenger RNA, 2637 nt
Organism: Eleginops maclovinus (Patagonian blennie)
Lineage: Eukaryota; Metazoa; Chordata; Actinopteri; Perciformes; Eleginopidae
Gene: tmx1
Product: thioredoxin-related transmembrane protein 1
Exons: 8
Coding region: 31-951 (306 amino acids)
Cellular component (GO): endomembrane system
Molecular function (GO): disulfide oxidoreductase activity
Source: RefSeq, a predicted model, not a curated record